Messenger RNA from Periconia digitata, 4144 nucleotides. The record is from the annotation of a GenBank genome assembly. Lineage: Eukaryota; Fungi; Ascomycota; Dothideomycetes; Pleosporales; Periconiaceae.
CAACCUCCGAUCACCACCCCACUAACCUCUCAUUCUUUCUUGUUCCUCUUUGCGCCCGGCAGUAUGAAGCAACGAUUCUCCUCCCUGGAUGUGAAGGUCAUCGCCCACGAGCUCUCCAAGACCAUUGUCCCGCUUAGAGUCACCAACGUCUACGAUCUCUCUUCGCGCAUUUUUCUCUUCAAGUUCCAUAAACCCGACCACCGUGAGCAAUUAAUUGUGGAAUCCGGCUUUCGUUGUCACCUAACAUCCUACGCCCGGACAACUGCAUCCGCACCGUCGGCGUUUGUCAGCAAACUUCGAAAAUAUCUCAAGACGCGUCGCGUGACAGCGGUCUCGCAGAUUGGAACAGAUCGUAUAAUAGAGUUUCAAUUCUCGGACGGCCUCUAUAAGCUCUACUUCGAAUUCUACGCGGGCGGGAACAUUGUGCUCACAGAUGGCGAUUUGAAGAUCCUAAGUUUGUUGCGCAACGUGGAGGAAGGCGCGGAGCAUGAGCGCCUACGAGUUGGACUGGAAUACAAUCUAUCGCUAAGACAGAAUUAUGGAGGAACACCGGAAAUUACGAAGGAGAGGGUCCGCGAAGGUCUCCAGAAAGCCCUUGACCGGCAAAAAUCGCAACUCGAAGCACCUGGAAAAAAGGCCAAGAAACAAACGAAGGAUGCUCUACGAAAAUCUUUGGCUGUAUCAAUCACUGAGUGUCCACCGCUACUAGUGGAUCAUGCAUUGCACGUUGCACAAUACGAUACUACGUUAAAACCUGACCAAGUCUUGGAGGACGAUACGCUUCUGACGAAACUCGUCAACGUUUUGCAACAUGCGCGCAGUAUAUCCGAAGAUAUCACAAAACCGGAAAUUAUCAAAGGCUACAUAUUGGCAAAACCAAAUCCGGCAGCUUCAACGGAGGCUCCGGAUAGUUCCGAUCAGUCAAAGUAUUUGUAUGAUGACUUCCAUCCCUUCCAACCGCAACAAUUUGAGAGUUCGGAUUACACGUCUCUGGAAUUCGAAGGCUUCAAUAGAACUGUCGACGAAUUCUUUUCCUCUAUUGAAGGCCAAAAACUGGAGUCCAAGUUGCACGAACGCGAACUUGCUGCAAAGAAGAAACUGGAGCAUGCUCGCAAAGAGCACGAAAAUCGCAUUGGCGGGCUCCAGCAGGUUCAGGAGUUGAACUUUAAAAAGGCCGAAUCCAUCUUGGCCAAUGUCCACCGUGUCGAAGAAACCAUUGCUGCGGUAAAUGGGCUCAUCGGUCAAGGAAUGGACUGGGGCGAAAUCGCACGACUUAUUGACCGCGAACAAAACCAGGGUAAUCCAGUUGCCCAACUAAUUAAACUUCCACUUAAGCUGCACGAGAACACAGUGACUCUGCUACUCGAUGAGACAAAUUGGGACCAAGACAACGAGGGCGAAAACGAAGGUUAUGAAACCAGUUCCGUUAGCGAAGAGAGCGAAGAAGAGGAUGAGGGGGAGAAAACGAAAGAAUCCAAGAAGAAGCCUGCAGGACCACAGGCAGCUGCAGAGCGCCAGUUGGCUAUUGAUAUUGAUCUUGGCCUGUCUGCUUGGGCUAACUCUAGCGAAUACUUUGACGAAAAGAAAGCGGCCAAGGGGAAGCAGUCUCGCACACAGGAGGCUUCUUCUUUGGCGCUGAAGAACCAUGAACGCAAGGUGGCAGCGGAUUUGAAGAAAGGAUUGAAGCAAGAGAAAGAGAUUUUGCGUCCAGUGCGACGCCAGCAAUGGUUUGAGAAGUUUGUGUUCUUCUUAUCAUCCGAUGGGUACUUGGUUAUUGGUGGAAAGGAUGCCCAGCAAAAUGAGAUUAUCUAUCGAAGGUAUCUCAGAAAGGGUGAUGUAUAUGUUCAUGCAGACUUAAAAGCAGCGACACCCAUGAUUAUCAAGAACAAGCCCAACACACCGAAUGCCCCCAUACCUCCAUCGACUCUCUCACAGGCUGGAAAUCUUUCGAUAUGUACCUCGGAAGCAUGGGACUCCAAGGCCGUCAUGUCUGCUUGGUGGGUAAAUGCCGACCAGGUCAGCAAAACUGGUCAAACGGGCGAAUUUCUCGGCCCGGGAUUGUUCAAUAUCACAGGGAGAAAGGAAUUUUUGCCCCCAGCCCAGCUCAUUGUUGGGCUGGCAGUCAUGUUUGAGAUCAGUGAAGACAGCAAAGCCCAGCACACCAAACAUCGUAUCACCGAGCCUGCGGAUACACCACCUCAAGAGACUGCUGCACCGGUCACUGCCUCUGAGCCAGUCGCAGAAUUGACAGGGAAAGCUGCGGAAGAAGCUCAGGAUGAGAGUGAGGAUGAAUUUCCCGAUGCGAAGCCUGCUUCUGAAUCGGAUGAUGAUUUCCCUGACACUAAGUUGGAGGACUCAGAGGGCAGUGAUGGAGAGUCAGAUGCUGGGCAACAAAGCAAUCCUUUGCAGACGAGGAAUGGCAAUAAUAGUGCAGAUUCAGACUCGGAAGAUGAGGAUACACAUUCUCGAGACACAGUGUUGGGACACAGAAUGGCAUUGGAAGAAGGAUCACCUGAAGAUUCUGGAUCAGUUGCGGACUCAGAGCAAUCACAAAAGACAGGUCGACGUCACUUAUCAGCUAAAGAACGAAGACUCUUGAAAAAAGGACAAUUACCCGGGACUACAUCAACAACUUCCGAUGCUGCUUCUGCCACUUGGACAGAGGCCAAUGCCGAUCAGGAUGCCCGGGAAGAGGUUCCUUCUGUACCUAAAGGGCCGGAGACCGUGGAUUCCCAGGCCUCAAAAGCAAGCAAAGGCCCACUUCCUCGUGGCAAACGAGGUAAAGCCAAGAAGCUGGCUGCAAAGUACGCCGGCCAGGACGAGGAGGAUCGAGAACUUGCGCUGCGUCUCCUUGGUGCGAAGUUGGAGCAAAGCGCCGCUGAGACGACUGCACAAACCAAACGCUCCAAGGAAGAAGAAGCAGCGGCAAACAAGCAGCGCCGCCGGGACCAGCAUCUUCGAGCCCAAGCCGUGGGUAAAGCGGCCGAAGAAGCGCGCCGCGCCGCGCAGGAUGAAAACGCCCAAGAAGACGACGACGAAGGUGACGAGGCGCUGAAAGCUAACCUCAUGAACCUGGAUUCCUUCACCGGUCGUCCUCUUCCCAAAGAUACCCUCAUCUCCGCCAUCCCUGUCUGCGCGCCCUGGUCUGCACUCUCGACUUACAAAUACAAAGCCAAAUUACAACCCGGCGCUCUUAAGCGCGGGAAGGCGGUCAAGGAAAUCCUCACCCGAUGGGACGCCGCAGGUAAAAAUCCCAAGGCUGUGGAUCAGAACGCGCAAGAUGUGGAGAGAAUUUGGCCGCAGGAGUUGGAGCUAGUGAGGGGCUGGAAAGACGCCGAGGUUGUUGGUGCUGUGCCCGUCGGAAAGGUCAGGAUUAUGAUGGGAGGGGGCUACAACGGUGGCGGCGGGGGACAAGGUGGUGCGAAGAAAAAGGCGGCGAGGGGCGGAAGGGGGAAAAAGAAAUAGAUCGGUGAUAAUAUCUUCUGUAAAGUGAAACCUCGAGAUUCUUAGUCUCUCCCUUUGUUCAAUGUCAGAAUCACACACUGUUCUAUCCUACCUCUAAUACACUCCUAUCGUCUACCUUAUCAGAAAAGUCAUUACCCAUUUUUCAUCCACUCACUAUCCUCCUUCCCUUUCCUGUCCCCCUGCUCCAACUUCCCGCACCGCAAUCUCUCCACGUAACACAUACCCUUCGCUUUACCCUCACUGUGUACCCUCAUAAGAUAACGGAAACGUCAUUUCUCUAUUUCCCCUCUUCCAAAUACUCCAAUCACAGAUACAGCCUCCUUUUCUCUAUGCCCAUGCUUGCUAAGCGUGCUCCCGUGACUUUAGUAGAUCGUGGUGUAUAUAAGGGUGCCCGUUGUCGCUGAUGAACUUGAUUUUCUUUCUUCUUUUUCCCUUCUCACACGACCAUUGAGUGAGAGGAUCUGAACUGGCAAUGAAAGUGAUGGUGUUUUGGGGGAAGAUGAGGGGGAUGAUGUUUUACCGAAAAGACCUUUGCGUAAGGAGGAAUGUGGUGGACCUGGGCGAGGGAAGCUUCUUCUUUCCAAUAAAAAAUCAUAUCCUCGCAUGCCUCAGGAGUGGAACCGUUUUUGGAGGAAGGUCUCUGGAAGAAUAUCAACUGCGAAUACAUGUUGAGAGCCCU